UGUACAAAAUUAUAAAAAAAUAAGUUCAGGGGUAAUAGGACCUUAGUUUAGUUAAGGUGUGUCUCUGGGAUUUUGGUCAUAGUCUAGGGGUACUAAUGUCUUAUCCCUUUUUCUACUAUAGGAAAAGGAGAAGUAAUAAAAGAGUGGAGAAUAGGAUGUUAUACAACAAGUUUCUACAAAUACAAAACAGUAGUAUUUGAUAUCUUGAAUUAUAUCCUCUCUACUCCUUCAAGAGUUAUUUUGUUUGAUAUCUUGAAUUACAUCCUCUCUACUCCUUCAAGAGUUAUUUUGUUUCAAUUCCUUUCCAUAUUGACUUAAUGGCAGCCUAUAGUGUUGUAAUUUCUCUUUUUCAAACUCUUAACCAACGAAAUCCAGAACUCUUUUAUAGUCGCACUGCUGAAGCGCUCAAUUCUGUUCGUUCAACUGCUGAAUAUUUCCAAAACGUUCUUGAAAAUGCUAGCAAGAGUAGAUUUGACACUGAAAAGAUCAAAUCUUUGGAGGAAAAAAUAAGACUUGCUAUUAGUUAUGCAGAAGAUGUUGUUGAGAUGAAAAUUUCUCAAAUUGUUGAAGGAUCAAGCUGGACAUUUGGAAUUUUACAACACCAAGAUUUGCUACCACUUGUUGAAAAGAUGGAUUCAACAAAGAAACAAGUGAUGGAGAUUGUUUCACAUCAUGCUGAACAAGUUCUUGAAUUAUAUGGGGAUUCCUUGAUUGGCACUUAUUCUACUCGUUAUCCAAUGUUGGAAGAUGAUAUUGUGCAGGGACUUGAUGAUGACUUGGAGAUCAUAAUUAAUAGAUUGAAAGGACUAUCACGGGAUCUAGACGUUUUCACAAUAUCAGGCAUGGGUGGCAUUGGCAAAACAACACUCACUAAAAAAGCUUAUGAUCAGGUAACAAUCAGGUAUCACUUUGACAUUCUUGCUUGGGUUACAAUAACUCAAGAAUUUCGAGCUAGAAAUGUAUUGUUAGAGGCUUUACAUUGUAUUCCAAAGAAAUCAGUUAGUGUGAAUGCAAAAGAUUAUAAUAAAAUGGAUGACAAUCAGUUAGCAGAGCUGGUGCAAAAGAGCCUAAAGGGUCGAAGAUACCUUUUUGUUGUUGAUGAUAUUUGGAGUACGGAUGUUUGGGAUAGCCUAAGACGAAUAUUUCCUGAUUGUAACAAUAGGAGUCGAGUCUUAUUGACUACUAGGGAAACCGAGGUAGCUAUGUAUGCAAAUAGUUGUAGCCCUCAUAAGAUGAGGCUUUUGAGUUUAGAAAACGGUUGGAGGUUACUAUGUGAUAAGGUGUUUGGACCAAAACGUGAUCAUCCUCAUGAACUGGAAGAAAUUGGAAAGGUAAUAGUAGAAAAAUGCCAAGGACUACCUUUGACAAUUUCAGUGAUUGCGGGUCAUCUUUCUAAAAUAGCUAGGACAUUGGAAUGUUGGAAGGAUGUUGCCCGAAACUUAAGUGAAAUCAUUGCUAGUCAUCCAGACAAAUGCUUAGGAGUGCUCGGUUUGAGUUACCACCACUUGCCUAAUCGCCUCAAACCUUGCUUUCUUUCCAUGGGUGAUUUCCCAGAGGAUUUUCAGGUUGAGACUUGGAGAUUGAUCCAAAUAUGGAUUGCAGAAGGUUUCAUAAUAAGGACUUUUGAAAAUGGUAAAACUUUGGAGGAAGUGGCAAUAGAUUAUUUGGAGGAUCUUAUUAGCAGGAACUUGAUACAAGCUAGAAAAAGGAGAUUCAAUUGUGAGAUAAAAACAUGUGGAAUACAUGAUAUACUGCGUGAGUUUUGUUUGAUAGAAGCUGAAAUGACAAAGCAUAUGCAUGUUGAGAGAACUCACCCUACUCUUCCAACACAAAGGCACAAUGCCCGUCACUUCAGUUUUCAACCCAGAUUUUAUCCAUUUGCUGAUUUUUCUGAGAUAUUACCCCCUGUUGCAAGAUCUAUUUUCUUAUUUUCUCACUUGGAUCAACCUCUUGAACCCUAUAUUCUUCUCAGGAUAUUGCCCAUCUACCAUCAUAAUCAUAUAACACAUGAUUUUUUCUCUCGUUUCAACCUUCUCAGGGUAUUAGCCAUCUUCAAUACAGAUGUAUGGUUCGAGUCUUUUCCACUUGUGAUUACAACGUUAUUUCAUUUGAGAUAUCUCCAAUUUCCAUUUCACGUCAAAAUUCCUGGCUCAAUCUCAAAGCUUAACAAUUUGCAAACUCUAAUUUGUAGUGGUCAUACUUUACCUAGGGAGAUAUGGAUGAUGAAGAACUUGAGGUAUAUACGUCUGGAGCUACCCUCUCAUUUACCCAGUCCUAGAAUAGGAAGUCUUGUGACAGUGAUGUCAAACCUAGAGGAACUUUCUGGUGUUUGUUACUUCAGUUGUACAAAGGAAGUCCUUUCUGGCAUUCCAAAUCUAAAAGUCUUGACCAUUCAUUUACCUCAUAUCUCGAAAGGAAUUCCCCAUCAUCAAUUGGAUUUGUCCGGAUUGACAAAACUUGAAGUAUUCAAGUUAUACGGGGCACCUUAUUUGAGAGAUCCCAUCAAGAGAUUUGGUUUUCCAACAUCACUUUGGAGGUUGUCUUUAAGUCGGUGUUGUUAUUUUGAUUGGGCAGACCUAUCAUCAACUGCUAUGAUGUUGCCAAAUCUUGAAGUGCUCAAACUUAUACAUUAUGAACCCUUGAGUAAUGAAUGUAGAUUGAGUGAUGAAUGGAGAAUGAGUGAUAAAGAUGUGUUCAAAAGCUUGAAGUUGUUGUUACUGAGUGGCGCAAAUCUUAAGCAUUGGGAAGCUAGCAGUGAUAAUUUCCCAAUUUUAAAACGCCUUGUUCUGAAGAAGUGCCGCCACCUGCAAGAAAUUCCAGCAGACUUUGGGGAAAUUUGUACUUUGGAGUCAGUUGAGUUACAUGAUUGCAGCGCUACUGCUGAGGAUUCUGCCAAAAAUAUUGAACGAGAACAAGAGGACAUGGGAAAUAAUAUCCUCAAGGUUCACAUCAUCCAUAACAAUGACUGGGACUGUUGCUUAGUUUGAGGGACCAUCUAAUGUCAUCUUCCAAAUGCAGAAUGUUUUAGUUUAUAUUAUGAAAAGUAAAAUCUUUCAUUUUUAUGUUCUGAUCAUUUGUAAAUUCAUGUUUUUGAAAUAAGCAUGUUUAAUACAUGUCUGGCCCAUUUGUGAUUUUGUAUUUCCCAUCACCACCGUGAUCCUAUAAUACAUGGUUUUUCUCUCAUUUCAACCUUCUUAGGGUAUUGGCCAUUAUCAAUACAAAUGGA
This is a messenger RNA of Solanum stenotomum, 3226 nucleotides long. RefSeq names its product putative late blight resistance protein homolog R1B-23. Gene Ontology annotation, biological process: defense response to other organism. Bases 318 to 2987 code for a protein of 889 amino acids. The transcript has 2 exons. Lineage: Eukaryota; Viridiplantae; Streptophyta; Magnoliopsida; Solanales; Solanaceae. The record is from RefSeq and is a predicted model, not a curated record. Gene Ontology annotation, molecular function: ADP binding.